CGAGGAACUUUUAAGAACCGGUUGGUGAGGUAAAUAAUGAAUAAUUUCUUGUGUGUUUUUAGGUGCAAUUUCAAUCAUGUUUAAUUCAAGUUGUUCUUUCAUAAUUUUAUCUAUUGAUUCUAAUACUCCGGGUAUUUUUUGAUAUUUUCUCCAUAGGGACUUGAGCCUGCCAAAAGUUACUCCAAAAUUUGAGUUUAAUGUUUUCUUUGACUCCAAUCUCCAGGGCCAUCCUACUUCAUAUCGCCCAUCCGAUAGCUGUUUAAUGGUUUCAUUAAAUUGUGUCCAAGCUUGCUCAUCAUCGAUUGUUUCCAAGCCUGGUUCCCUUAUCCCUAUUGUUUCUAAAUUCCAAAAAUCUUUCUCCUCUAGUUUCUCGCUUUUUUCUCCUACUACACUCAUUACAUAUUGUGUUUCUGUUUCUGGGUCUGUUUCAUUAAUUUUUGCCUUUCCACACAUUAUUGGUCCUAAUUUUGAGCGAAUUAAAUAUCUUUGACCGGGUAAACUUUCUAUACU
Molecule: messenger RNA, 510 nt
Organism: Meloidogyne enterolobii
Lineage: Eukaryota; Metazoa; Nematoda; Chromadorea; Rhabditida; Meloidogynidae
Source: the annotation of a GenBank genome assembly